Molecule: messenger RNA, 2292 nt
Organism: Penaeus indicus
Lineage: Eukaryota; Metazoa; Arthropoda; Malacostraca; Decapoda; Penaeidae
Exons: 5
Coding region: 1-1575 (524 amino acids)
Source: RefSeq, a predicted model, not a curated record
AUGGCGACCUUUGGCAUGUUCAACCCGUUGCCAUCCUUUCUUCAAUAUGUGUUAUAUUCGCGUUCAAGACCAGGCAACGAGACGGUCUGUGCAAGUGCUGUUCGAAACAUUCCUUGGUUUGUUAUAGUGGUUUGCAAGACUUUUUUCGUUCCGUCUCUACGUCUAAAGUUCUUCGUUGAGGCCGCGAAACUGAACCCUCUACUGUCCGAUAAGGAACGGCGAAGAGUGAUCACAAUUCCCACCAACAACGAAUUGGAAGACCCCGAGAUCAUGCGUGAGGACAGCAUUGCUGCUACAAUGGGAGACCAGAUCAGCUGUGUCAUAUGCAAAGAGAUAUACGCAAGUGGAGAUAGAGAACCUGUGAUGCUACCUGAAUGUGGUCAUACAUUCUGCAGGCAAUGCCUUACUAGUCUCCCUGAAGUUAUUUGCCCGGUCUGCAAGAGACUCCACACCGGGAAAUCUGUUGAAGAUUUGCCAAUAAAUUUCGCUCAAUUAGGGAUAUCAGACUACCUGUCGAAUACAAGGGAGAGGGAAUACCUUGAAAAAUGUCCUGAGCAUGGCUUGCCACUCGACCUGUGGUGCACAGAUUCCGAGAGAGAGAUUUGCACAAGGUGCUAUUUCGAGGAAACAAAACGGUCACACAAGCAGUUUAUAAAUAUUGAACAAAAAAGGCAGAAGACAGUUAGUGUUAUAGAAGAGAGGUCGCUUAUUCUAAGCCAAGUCUACUUAGCCUUAAAGCAUUCCUUGACCAUGGAUAGGGAGAGUAGUUGCCAGAACAUGUACACAAAGAGACUGAAUGAUGUUCUAAGAGGUGGUAGGCCAUUUUUAGCAAAGCUAGAAAAGCUCAAAAUGCUGUUGUCUCCUGCUGACAACGAGCCAGCCAACUCUGCCGACAGUAGGGAGGGAGAAGGCCAAGGUAGGAAGACCACUUUUUGCGUUGCCUUGAACGCAGAUGGCCGGAAAGCAAAGCUGACUUGGGAACAAGGAAGCCUUAAUCUCUACGCUCUAUCUGAUGGAGAUAUCGACGCUCACAUCACGGUGAAGAUGACUGAUAUUUUACUGAUGAUCCCACAAGAAGACCCAACGGUGUUCCUGGACGUAGCCAACGCAAGGGGCAAACUGGGGCGCAUCUGCAUCAAGGUUUGGUCUCGCUUGCGCCGCGGCCAGCAGUUCCUAGCCUUGUGCCAGGGUCAUCUCGGCCCCACGCUCAGGGGUUCAACAUUUCUGGAUGCCGUGGCUGAAAGCGGAACUACAUGCCUUCGCGGAGGCCGUUAUCUGAGCGAAGACGGCCCCACUGCUAGGGCGCUGAUGGAUAACCUUGAGUGGGGCGGAAUCCAUCAACUACUGGGACGCAAAGGUUACAUUACGGGCUGGAGUUUCCAAGUAGUAGAGGAUGAAACUCUUUUUGGUAUAUUAUUGAAAGACUCUUUUAAUGAUUUUUGCUGCCCCUUUGGCGAGGUAGUUGAGGGCAUGUCAGUGGUAGAGAAAGUUGCCAAUUGCAGUGCGACAUCUGAGGUAACCAUUGUGGACGUGGGGAGAGUGAUUCCUGAGUUCGUCACUGAUGAAGAACUGUAACUGGAUUAAUGCUUUUAAGUCUAUUUAGGGGGAGGGAUAUAGAAGUGGCUUACCUGCAUCUUGUUUCGAUAUUUUUGCUUGUUUGUUUAGUUUUUAGUUUGUAAGGUUAGAUAUAAACAUUAAGUAUACAAACAAUAAGUAUAUCGUUAUACCGCACGCGCGCGCUCACACACACACACACACACACACACACACACACACACACACACACACACACACACACACACACACACACACUCUCUCUCUCUCACACACACACAUACACACACACACACACACACACACACACACACACACACACACACACAUUCAUACAUAUUUUUAUGAACGCCAUUUGCGCAUCGCGAUGUGCAGCAGUUUUUGGCGGGAAAAAGAGGCGCGAAAGGGGCCUCAUCAUGUGGAGUUCUGACUGACUGCUUUCCAUGCACGCGAAGAGUGUCACGUUUCUAGCCAGCUUCAUGCCAACUUCCACUUGAAAGACCGUGUUUUGUGAAUUAACUGUGGAAUAGAGGAAAAUAUAUUUCUCUCACCCGCGCCACGUUGUUCUAAUAACACACGCACACUGUCAUGCAUACCUACGCGAACAUACCUAAAUAUAUACAGACAUAUUCAUACAUAUAUACAGACACUCAUAUACGUGUUAUACGUAUUCAUACAUAUAUACAGACACUCAUAUACGUGUUAUACGUAUUCAUACAUUUAUACAGACACUCAUAU